AUGCACUGCAAAGAUUCGCUCUCAUCUGGCUCUUCACUGUCUGAGACGACAACGUCCGACAGCAGGAUAGACUCAAAGACUCCGGCAGUCUCGACUACUGUGCUGCUUUCCCAGACCGUCACAGCUGUCGCUGCUUCCGGGCCGUCGCCGAUUGCGCGUGCGGACCCCAUCGCUGUCUCGCACUCCAGUGCCGCUGCCCGGGGCUGGUCUUGGUUCCGCACCGAGCUUUUCUGCGGCCUGGCCGUCUUGGCGCCCGUCGCCAUCGUCGUGGGCGCGCUGCAUUGGCCAUCGCGGGUCGUCUUUGCGCUGAGCGCACUCGGCCUGGCCGGCCUCGAGGUGCUCGUCAGCACGGCGCUGGAGCGCAUGUGUCUGGCACAUGCUGACCGGAACUUGCUGGCAGCCGCCUGUCUCGAGAUACUCCCCAGCAUCUUUCCCACAAUGAUCGGCAUCGUGUCGCUCGUGUCCGACGAGAUCAAUGUUGCCAAGUCGUUUGUCAUUGGUAACGUCCUGAACAACAUUUUGCUAGGCACCGGACUCUCCCUCUUCCUCGGCGGCUUCAAGCCCGACAAUGAGGGCUAUGCUCAGCACGUCAGCAAGACGGCCUUUGAGCUGGUCAAGCUCACGCUGAUCUCGACCUCGCCCGUCAUCAUGGCCUGGGCGAUGAUCUACGUCAUGACGUCACAGACAGAGCUGGCGGUCCUCAACAGCGACGGUGUCGUCGUGAGCAUCGAUGCCGUUCAGGCUGAUAUCAACACGGAGGUCAGCCCCGCCACAGCGGCCGCCAUCCGCGGGAUCUCGCACGGGACCGCGGUCAUCCUGCUGGUCGUCUACGUGGUCUGGGUCCUAUUCCGCCGCGUGACGCACCGUGACUAUUUCGCCGACGACGAUCGCAGCCGUCAGGCCGCAGCGACGAUUGUGCAGCAGCAACGGGGUGUGUGGCCGCUGCUACGGAAGGAGGCUGAGGGUAACACACAGACGACGACAGAUGGUGAGCAGUCACGGAAGUCACGGCUGUCUGCAGCAAAUAUCACGCAGACUGUCGCUUUUGCUGCUGCCUUUGCAAUGGCCGUAUUUUGCAGCCACUACCUCGUAACCAGCAUCGAUCCGUUGGUCGAGGAGUCGGGACGGACCGGCUCAGCGGCCGCCUCGUCUGUGCGCCGCCAUUUUGUAGCCAGCAUCCUGCUGCCGCUCAUCGUCAACCUCUACAGCGAUGUGCGGGCAGCCGAGCUGGCCAGCUGCGGCGGCCGUGACAUCAGCCUGGCCGUGCAUCUGACGUACGGCGCCGGCGCCAGCUCCAUCCUUUUGACGCUGCCGGUUUUGGUGGUCAUCGGUUGGACUGCCGGCCACACGCUGCUGCUCGACUUCAGUGCCUUUGAUGUGUCCAUCCUGGCUGGCGGCGUGUGGGCGACGUCCAUCCUGACGACCAACCAGGUGGACUACUUUCGCGGUUUUGUCUUUCUGUGCCUAUACGGAAUCCUGGCGCUGGCCGUCUUCUUAUUCAAAGAAUGA
Molecule: messenger RNA, 1509 nt
Organism: Grosmannia clavigera kw1407
Lineage: Eukaryota; Fungi; Ascomycota; Sordariomycetes; Ophiostomatales; Ophiostomataceae
Product: calcium ion transporter
Exons: 4
Coding region: 1-1509 (502 amino acids)
Biological process (GO): calcium ion transmembrane transport; intracellular calcium ion homeostasis
Cellular component (GO): membrane
Molecular function (GO): calcium:proton antiporter activity
Source: RefSeq, a predicted model, not a curated record